AUGAGUGAUGCUGUUUAUGCAGCCAAAUUGCCGCUGCCACCACCCCAAGCAGCAGAGUGAGUCUUUAGAAUCAUUUAAACCAAGCAAAAACCUUGCUCUCCCUCCCUCUGUAGCCUGAGGUAAAGUUAUUCAAAGGGAGUUCUCCAGAACCACAUAACAUAAAUGUUUUAAAAGUAAUUCAUAGGCAAAACAUUAAAGGUAAGGACUGAGGAGUCAGAUCAGAAAUGACAUCUGGAUAUGAGCAGGGUUCCUCGGGCUAUGCAGAGGGGAAGACACGGGUUGGGUUUGAUAUAUUUCCCAGCAAACGAACAAGGCAUCCUAGUUCAAAGAACUGUUUAAUCUGUCCCUGUGUUCCCAGAGCCUGGCUUAUAUAUGACCUCUCCCUCCCACCACAGAAUACUUUUCUUCCCCCUCAUGCAAAACUCGAUUUGCUUCAGCCACAUGAAUCACUGUGUGUAGUGCUAAUUAUUAGCAGUGAUCCGUGUGUUAUGAUAACAUCUGGGAGUCCCAAAAUGCAAUGUGGACUUAAUAAAAAGGCAGAAUAUAUGUGGAGGAUAUUUAGUUCAAAGAACUGAAGGCUAGUAGAGCCCUACCCAGGGAAACUAACCGGAAGGGGAUGUAACUGGCAAUGAAGACCAGGAUUGUGGAAUUCUGCUCCAGCAAUUUGUUCUCUUGUUCAUCCAUGCGUCCUAGGCUGGAUGCAACAUCUUUCUUUAAUAGACUCUUGACUGCAGCACCCAGCUGAAACUGGGAUUUAAUUUUGGUGCAAUCUUUCUCUGGGCUCAUCCACACUUCCUCUUGUCCUGUGCCUCAUAUGCAUGGAUCUGGGCAGUUUUCUCUUUGUCCCACCACUUUCUCUGAGAAAAUGAACUCUUUAUUGCUGAAUUGGAGACAGGGCUGGCCCACCCAUGUGGCAUGGUGAGGCAACCACCUCAGGUGGCAGGAUCCAGAGGAGCAGCAAAUCCCAGUGAAGAUCUUUAUUCCCCCCACACACACACACACACUUGUUCCUGAUGUAGCACUUCACUCACCCCUUCUUCCCUGAUGGGGAGUGGGCACACCAUUUUGUGGUUCACCUCAGGCGCCAAAAUGUCUUGGACCGGCCCUGAUCAGAGCAAAUAUCAAACUCAGCUGAUGUUUGCUCCGAUUCAACAUUAAGGAGUGGAUUUUCUGGGGAGGAAGUGGCGGUACAAGCAGAAGUGUGGAUGAGCUCUCUGUCUCUCUCAAUACUUGCGAUACACCAGGAUUAUAUAUCUAUAGUCCUACCUUUCUAUCAUCACAACAGCAGCAACAAAAUCUCAGGCCAAAAUUCCUAUUGAAGUCACUCCAUUAAAUCUGGAUACUUUUGCUUCUCAGAAUUUUUAUGUAGUAUUCUAUUACUAAUUAUUGGACUAAGAGCCCUCACCUAUUUGAAAUGUGUUCACUGGAGACUGAGAAGGACUAAGAAAUGUCCACGCCAUACAUUUGAAGCACAUGGUUUCCUCCAAAUAAGCAUGGGAGCUGUAGAUUAUCCUCAUGGAGCUACAAUUCCCAGGAUUCUAUGAGGGAAGCAAUGUGCUUUAAUGUUGCAGAUGCAUCCUUAUAUUGUUUUGCAUUCCUCAAACUACCUCUAAAAACCAUUUUACUAUCCUGUUGUAGGAUCAGUCAAAGUUGUGAAGAAGUAUGAUGUUUUCCCCAUCCUUUCAAUGUGUGUUUAUGGGUGAAAUGGAUAUGCUAAUUCACUUUAGUGACAGAAAGUGCAGCAUUUAGAGGGCGCUAAUUCAACUACAUGAGUGUGAUAAUGUGAAGUCUGGUUUUUGUUUUUACUUUGGAUUUGUUUGUUAAAGGUAGGUUUUGAGCACCACCAAACUUGUGGGCAGUAUCCACCAUUUGCAGCCACCUGGAAUGCACAGAAUGUUCUUGAAAGCCAUGCCUGGCUGGAAGAGUGGUAGGGAGGACAAGUAUCAGGAUUCAAGUUUGCAAUGACUCCUGAAUUUGGAAUCUGAGGGGUGUCAGGCAGAUUCAAUCUGCAUGCCAGCACCAGCUCUGUCCAAAGAAGAAAAGUUCAGGGUAACCAGCAAGACGAGCAGAGAAGACUCUUGAAAGACAAUGGGCCACAGCAAGUCAUCUGACAAGGCCUGACCCUUAUAAAAGCAUGCAGAUCACACUUGCUGUCUGGUGUAAGCUACUGCUUUCAUUCAACUUGCUACUACACACUACACUUCUGUGGCUGCGGCAAGGAAGGGAAGUUCUGGGAGAUGCCAACUGUGAAACUGAGCAAGAACCUUCAUUCUGACUGUGCUAUUUUAAUCAAGCCUAUCCAUCCAUCUGCCUAACAUGGUACCAGCAACUUUCAGCAGUUAUUACAUUAACCAGCUCUGAGCUGCAUCAGAUGCUUCGCUUUUCCCCCAAAGGCAAGCUGUUCUAGGUAACAAUGACAGUCUAUUUCUUCUCCAAACCUUUAUUAGGCAUUACAAAUAAAAGCCAUCAUAAAAUACCCAUAUAUAAAAUUUUAAAAUAUAUACAAAUAAACAGCCAUGUAAAAAUAUGUAAUAGCGAGGAUUUUCAUUGGUGUUUCUUCCCGCUAAAAAGUGUCAUUCACCACUCUAAGAGAUACUAUUGAUAAAAACUCAGCCACCCUUGCAGUUACUUCUGGGUUAAUGUAAGACAGAUAGACUCAUAUAUUUUCAUUGUGCCGUAAUCUUAGACUACCCAGAAAAGGUGAUGGCAUGUGUUUGCGUAGCUGGAUAUACAAUGGACAGUAGAAGAGAAUAUGUUUUACUGUGUCCAGCACAUUCAAAAAAACAUCUGCAAUGUCUAUUGUUUCUGGGGAUGUUUAAAUAUCUGCCCUUGACAAAAGCUAUGGGGUAACAUAAAGGCCCUGCAUUGGACUGGAAUUAUUCAUUUUGCAACUUAAGUGACCUUGUUAUCUGUUGGAUUUAAACCAUAAAACUUGGGGGAGCAAAUUUUAUUUACAGCUGACUCGAUGUUUCGUUUUUCCAUGUCCCUUAAUCUGAUUCGAAUAUUACGAUAAAUAUAUUGCUCACUUGAAUUAUAGAAGAGUUCCAGGUAACAAUGACAGUCAGUGGGGGACCUGGGGGUCAUUAUGUUUGACCAUAAUGCCCAUGUCUUUCUGUUAUUUCAUACACAUGAGCUGUGCACAUGUUAAGAAGCUGUGGCAAAUGCCAACUACAUGCGAGCACAUGUAUAUGGCGAUCUGCAUGCAGUGUUCAUUUUGUCACAAAGAUCAGUGCUUCUCAAGCUGUCUGAUGUCGUAGACUGGCAAUGCCCCCCCCCAAAAAAAUGUGCCAGGGACAAGUACCAUAUUUGGUCUCUGAAGUGUCCCACCCAACUUGGGCUGUGGUGCAGUCGCCAUAGACCAGCAGCCGAUGGCUCACAGACUGGCAACAGUCCAUGGUCAACCACUUUGAGUAGCACUGACUUAGACAGAGCAGUGUCCUUUGUAGGAAAUGCAAAAUAUUAUAAGCAGCCCACAGUCACAGGUUUUUCCCUAUCAAUGUCACAAGUGUUUUUCUUCCUUCUCCUUGUCGCCAUUUGACCCCCUCCAAGCCCAGUUGCGUCAGCUGUUGGCUGCACAUAACAGAUGCUUGUCAAGAAUUUCCAAGAAGAUCAGGUGACACCUUGUGUUCCAAUUCGCUUCCCUCCCUUACAGCCCAACUCACAUACUGAGGCUGGACUUCCAAGCAAGGCUGCAUUAGAGCAAGCAAACCAAGCGGAUCAACAUCUCGGAUGAAUCUGGGAUAGUUGUGAACCACCAUAUCCUUUGCAUAUACUGGUGAUUAUCAAAGGAACAGCUGGGUGAGUAACUAUUUUGUGCAUUCACCAAGGUCGUCUUUUAGCUCUAGAGAGGGAAGGUUCUGAUUUUGCUCUGAAAUUGUAGACUGUUGGGAUUGAUCUUUAAACUUGGGUAUACCUCCUUCAUUUGGAUCAGAAAGGGUCAGACUUAGACAACGAGGAUGGAAUAUGAAUCAAGGGGGUUGAAUAUGUGAAACUUACUAAGUUCAGUUCUACAAAACUUCACUGCAUUGCUGUUCAUGUUAGAGAGAAUUUCGGGCGUUCUGAAUAUUCUUCUCUAGUUCCCACUGCGUAAGUGUUUCUACAACAUCCCCAUAUUGCUCCUGAGUGGGGAAAGGGCUGCCAAAUAUUUGCUGACCUGCAGGGGUAUUUCAAUCUUAAGUGCACAGAAUUUAGAAUAUUAGACCUUGUCUUCUAUACAUAUAUUAUAACAUGCACAAAAAGGGUAUUAUUCCCAUUGAAAAUUAUAGAAGGGUCUCUAACUAGCAGGCCUUUGAGAUCUAAGCCCAAGGCCAUGAGAUCUGCUCACACAGCUGAAUAGAUUGUAUGAUAGCAGUCUUUGGCUGAAACACUAAACUCUUAGGGUUGAGGGGUAUGUUCCUCAAAUCUUAACCUUAAUGUUGCUGUGGUGGUGAAGAGGGAGUAUUUGUUAUGAUGUGACCAGUUCAUUCCAUUAAAAAACUCUCUUGGUGAUGGAACAUUUUGACCAAUCCGCUACUCUCUGGUUAAAAAAAUCACUGCCUUUGAGAUUAAAUUUGUUUUGCAGUAUAACAGGAGAGGUAGCUAGCCUAAUAAAUCUGUAUUGACUGUCAAUAAACCCAUGAUGUAACCUCCAGUUCAUAGCAGAAUAUUUCAGACCUAGCUGAUGCUGGAGGAGGAGGAGGGAAGAGGAGAAGCACACACCCACACACCGGACAAGUAACUUAAUCUCCGCUACUUGUUCUCCACGGACCGCUACUUGAAGGAAAGUCACUUUUCACAUACUAAUUACACUGGGAAUUAAAAUAAAGCUGCAGUUGUAAGCAUGUUUACUUGAAAGUUGGCUUCUUCAAAAUCAAUAUGAUUGACUACAGAGGAAAAUGUGUUAACACCAGAGUGUUGAAGUGAAAUAUAUUUUUCUCUUUCAGAAAUCUGUCACUGGGGACAAAUUUCUUGCCCUUUCUAUGCCCCCAUUAAAAAGUGAUUUCCCCACCCUGGUGCUGCCACCAAAUUCAGAUCACAAUUUGGUCUGAUUGCGAGCGUUAUUAAAGUAAGGUUACCAGACGUCCCCGUUUCCCGGGGACAGUCCCCAGAUUUACAUAUCAGUCCCCUGUCAAAAUCCUAUCAUUCCUACUGAAGUUGAAAAGUGUCCCCGGAUUCAUUGGAAAAAAAUCUGGUAACCUUAUAUUAAAGUCAAUUAAGACUAAGGCACAGAAAAGCCUUGCAAUUGGAGAUCAGCUUCACAGUACCUUUUGAGUUCAUUCCAGGCCAUAUGCUCAGGUUAGAGCAAGGGAGAUUCCUAUUCGUAGUUCUGUACCAUAUGCAUAUUUGCAAAAUACCCUCCCUUUGCCUAAAUUAGCAAAGGGUGAUCACAGAACUUAGUGCCAAACUGGCCUAGAUCGAUAUUGAAAUGAAAAAAGCUGAAAGCCAGAGGCAUUUUUAUUAAGGUAGCUAGAAGUGUCUGCCAACUAUGGUGCAGGAAGUGGGGGGAAGCUUUUAUAGCCACACACCCCAAAAUAUUGGCACUUAUUCAGAUAUAUCUUAUGGCAGGGGGGAGACCGAGGGACAGCUACAGAAAAUUUACUAAAGGUACACAAACCACCUGCCAAAGCAACAGCAGUUCCUCCAUUAUCCCAAAUGCCCAUGCAAUCACAGGCAAAGAGAUGCAGCAUUUUAGCAGCAUAUCAAUCCUGGCUAAUGCCUCUCCCAUCCUUGCUGUCUGCAAUCCUCCAGCUUUGCAGAGCAACCAUAUAAAUCCUUCAGUGAAGCAAACUGUAUCUUUGCUUCUUGUACAUGAGGGAUGCUGGGACCAGACAUAAACUUUAUGAACAUCAUAUUCUUUCAGGAAAGGAAAUACAAGAUUAAAAGGGCUCAGAGUCUGUGCACACAAGGAUUUAUGGCCUUGGUGCUAGAACUUGACUCCUCACAGAGAAUAAAGCUUUUCAUUUUCAGCACUCUGUCACCCAAGACAGUUAUUCUUUCAGAUGAAGGAAAAGGAGCCAAAGUAGAUUUAGAAAUACACUGAGGACUAAUGCUACACAUCCCAUCUUUGUGCAUGAAAUGUCUGUAUGGAAAUAAGCAAAGAGCUAGCUGAAGUCAACCAGAUCUUUCCCCAAUAUCUGCAGUGGGCUUUUGAUCGGAUACUAGGGCAAUCUUUCAACAAAGCAACAGAGAGACCUGUCUGUCUGUCUGUCUGUCUGAAAUGUCUCAGGCUGCAAUGAGAGACUGAAUUACACAAUGGGGGAAGCAGAUUUAAUUCAGUUGGCUAUUUUUAGGACUACCAAAGGGGCUCCAUUUACUCUGCACUCUCAACUCUGCUGCAAAUCUGGCCUUUGGGAAUAGGCUAACUAACGUUUGCUUUCAAGUCUUAAUAUACAUAUAUGACUGCAAAGUUGGAUGUGUGACUAUUUGUGCAGCAACGGAGACCACUGCUUUAACACCCUGCUGCUCACCAAAAAAUAAUCCUGCAUUUGCCACGGUACUCAUUGGCAACUUACUUUGCCCAUUACAGUCCUCCUUGCUUCAUUCUGAAAUGGCUUCCUUUGUUUGCAGUUUUUUGGUUUUGAAUAAGUGCCUUGCUACAAUGUGUGGCUAGUGGCUUGCUUAGUUCAUCAGCUAGAAGCAAAUUUGCCUAAUGGGCUGUAAUGGUACAAGUAGGAAGGGACAUCAUCAAUGUGUUAAGAACAUUACAAAGCCCUGCUGAAUCAGACCAAAGCCCAUCUAGCCUAGCAUCCUGUUCAUCCAGUGGGAAAGUCUGCAAACAGGACCUGAGUCCUCUCUCCACUCAUGACUCCUAUAACUGGUAUUCAGAGGCAAUGGAGGAUGCAGCUCUUAUGGGCUGGGAAAAGAUGGUGCCAUUCAUUAAGGGCUGAUCUGGACUUCCUUUUGUGCUGCAUUUCUCUUUCCUUUGUUCUCUUAAUGGUCCAUCACCCAAGCAAUCUCCUCAACAUAGCCUGGCUUAUGUUUUAACACUUGCUGGAUCCAGGCGUUAGAAGGAUCUUGCAUACAGCCUAGUCCCUCCCACCCAAACUCAUAACAGUACGAUAGGCUAAGCUGGCUGAUUAGCUUACUGCCUCUUGGUGAAGCUGCCCAUGGUGUCCCAUCCAGCCACUGAUGUAACAAUUAAUUUUGGAACUCAGUAAGAACAGAAGAAGAGCCCCACUGGAUCAGAGCAAAGGUCUCUCUAGUCUAGCAUCCUCUUUCCCACAGUGGCCAGCCAGGUGCCCACAAGUAGUCCACAAAAGUCCUGCUGUGGAGCCCCAGUGACUGGCAUUCAGAGGCCUGCUACUUCUGACAGCAGAGAAUGAUAUAUAAGGCUUCCUAACUAGCCAUGGAUUGCUUUAUCCUCAAUGGAUUUGUGUAAUCUUCAUUUAAAGCCAUUGUCUAAAUUGCUGGCCAUCACCACAUUCUGUGGUGGUAAAUUCCAUAUUUUAAGUGCAUGGAAAAGUAGAAAUGGAUCUGAGGAGUCCCAGAGGCACUAUUUUGUUGUAUAAAGUGAUUUUGUAAGUCUUGUGGAAGCCCAACUCUCAAUGCUUUUAAGAUAAGCAUAUUGAUAUAUUGACAUCUUUAGGGACUAUGUGUGGAUUAUAAAAUUAGAUAUUUUAGCCACUUAAAUUAUUUCAAACUUUAACCAUUUUGUGUGUGAUUAAUAGCUUUGGGCGAUUGUUUGCAUUUUGAUUGAAUAUGCCAAAUUUCUAUUCUAUCUGUGUCUGCAACCUCUGGGAGGAUAGAAACCAUGUCUACUUAAUGGCCAAGUCUAAAAAGGAUCAGGCGGUGAUAUUUUAAAUCAGCAUAUCUACCGUAAUUGAAAAAAACUCUUCUUUAUUUCAGUGGGACUUUCUUUCAGUUUGUCAGGCUCAAAUUCAUUUAUUUAGAAAAUGUCUGUACCGCAUAACAUUUUGCACAAGUGAUUUGCAGACAUUUUAAAGUACAAAUACAAAUAAAGAUCAGGAUGCAAUAAAUAUAUUAUAAUACAUUUUAAAAUGGCAGUAUUGUGCCCCAACCCCCAUCCUGUUUUCUUAGAUGCCCCAGUGUAUUUUACUAGAUUGCACUGUGUGGAUCUGCCCCUGUGCCUGAUAUUUAAGGCCGAUUGUACAGAACCAGUUGCAUACAUUCUUGCCCUCUACUGGCUAAAGUUAGUAUAUAUAUUUUUCCAUUACUGUUUGGGUGACAUAUUUGCUACUUGCUUGACUUUAAAACAGAACACUUUAUAACAUCUGAUGGAUCUAAACAUAUAGACAUGUGUAGGGUAGUUAAUGUUUUCAAGAAGCAGGUAAAUAUUAAAUCUGCAAAAAAAUAAAUCAAAAUUGUUCCCAAAGUGGGAGGAUGUUUUAUGACAUGAGCAAAGUAUUCCUAUACACCAUUUUUGGUGCUGGUGGAACAAUGCCAAGAGAACCUCUACCUGAGUCAGUGGACAGUGGAGGUGCCACUAGCCCUGAAUCCAGCAAGCUCCUUGCCUGCACCGCUCCAAGUCCCACCCUAAGGCCAGGUGUAGCCAGAUCAUAUUGGUUGUCAGUACAGGAUUCUGAUAAAUCCCAAACAAUGAAGAAACAACACAUGAGACAAAGUCAAAGCAUCUGUUGAGCAGCAUCCAACAUGAACCAGAUCUCGAAUGGAAAAGAUACAUGGGUGGGUUGCCAACUAGUCAACCCAGCAGGGCUCUUUCACCUUUGACAGUGGCUCAACAAACAGCAAGGAUAGUGGGUUCAGUGCCUCUUGUGGCACCAGCUCCACCUUCACCUGUUGCAUAACUGUCUGUCCUGGAGCUUGCAUAGAAUAAGUUGGUGAGCAAUCUCAUGGAAGAACAGCCAAGAACAUCCUCUAGUCACUGCUGCUGGUCAUGGGGUGGGCCUUCCUUGUGGUCAGGGGUGAAUGCUGUAUCUUGGGAGGGUGCCUUGAGGAGAGCAAGGGAUGACAGACAGUCCACCUCUCUCUCUGUGUGCCCUCCUCGAUUUUUCUAUUAAAAAAACUCAGAUCAGGACAUACCACACCAGUCAAUAAAAAUACAUCAGCAAAUAUUUUCCUUUCCCCCUUGCCUCACGAAGUCACAUCAGGGCAUAUAUAAAUAUAUUGUCCUUGCAGGAGGAGGUUAAAAAUAAAGAAAAGUACUGUCCUGUGACUUUACAAGGAAAAAGGAAACCUUCCCCUGUGUCGUAGUGUUAGGAGAUGUGGAACAUCCUGAUCUGAGGUUUCUUUCAGGAAGAUGUGGGUGUGGGGAGGUGAAGUGAUUCCAUGAGGGAAAGGCAAAAACCACUUUUGUUGACGCCAAGAUGUUAAUGGGUGAGGAAUGUCCUAUGUGGGUUGCCCAAUGUGUCACUUUAUUGGCAGGGGACGUCCUGAUCCUGGGGUCCCAGAGACAAAGUAGAAAAGCUCAUUAGCAGCUCCCCAGUAAGCAAGUGGAGAUUGUUCUCCCAACCAGGAGUCUCCAUAAGGAGAGAGAAGGUGCUUAUUAAUAACUUUAUGUUAGCUGGCAGUAGGAAUGCCCUGAUCUAGCUGCUUUCAGGGGAGCCACAUUAACCUGAUAGCUCUCCUAGGUCAUGUUUCCUUACCUUUCUGCUCUGCCAACCUUAUCCAUGCAAUCUAAAUUGGGUCCACCUUGGAUACAUACCUCAGGCCUUGGAACGCAGCCCGUAACUAUGUCUCUAAAAGUGUGUUAUGUGGAAUAUGCAUUCAUUUCCUGGCUAUAUAGCCUUCCCUUAGCCCAGAAAUCAGCACAUAUAAUGCUUGUGAAGUGUCUGACCUUUAUGGGAAUUGCAUUGGACGAUGGAGAAUAGGGAGCGAGGAAGCAAUUUGUUCCUGUUUUCUGACCUGCUUAAUUUAUGCUUUAGGUUACAGAAAAGUUCUCAGAGGAUUACUCAGCAGCCAGAAGGCACAGGCGCUUUAGAACUGAGCUCACUUCCUGGCGUGAAGAGCCUCAGGCCAUCUUCUAUUCCCAGCUAG
Messenger RNA from Podarcis lilfordi (Lilford's wall lizard), 9933 nucleotides. The record is from the annotation of a GenBank genome assembly. Lineage: Eukaryota; Metazoa; Chordata; Lepidosauria; Squamata; Lacertidae.